Messenger RNA from Cercospora beticola, 942 nucleotides. RefSeq lists its product as uncharacterized. The record is from RefSeq and is a predicted model, not a curated record. NCBI's taxonomy places the organism in Eukaryota, Fungi, Ascomycota, Dothideomycetes, Mycosphaerellales, Mycosphaerellaceae.
AUGUACUUCAAGCUGAUUGCAGUGCUCCUGCUCUGCCAUCUGGCAAUGCUCGUUCAAGCUAUCCCGCGCAAUCGCUUGUGUGUCAAGAUUGGCGUGACAGUACCAGAGUCUGCUUCAAAUUCGACCCCUGGGACGGCGCUUGACCCUCGAGCCCCAGCCACUAGCUAUAAAAGUGCGGUCAGGAAAGGCAGGAAUCUCUGGGAGAUCAUGAACGAUCCCUUCAAGACGACGCAAGCUACAUGGACUGCCGCAGACGUGCAGAAAUGGGGCUGGGCUGUCAAGUCCGACCAGAAUAUCGAAGUCUUCAAAGACAAAACUUCCGGGCUCGAGCAGCCUCUUGCAUGGCUGCAAGUCUCGCCGGCUACCAGUCUGACUGUAAGAUUGGAGCACAAUUCAGACGUCAAAGUCGAUGGAGUUGAGUACCCGGCGACCCAUGCAGAAUAUUGUGGCGUGUACAAUCCGGCCAAAGGCAUCUUGAUCGCAUCCGACAGACAUAGUCCAGCUUAUCGGAAAUCUACCACCACCAGCUUGCGCAAAGCGCCUUUGCCACUCCUACAAAAUUGGUCUGACCUCACGUUCCUCAGCUGGCAGCACCUAGCCGCUGCGCAUCAAGAGCAACAGGCACCCCUGCGUUACAUAUUUGUACGAGGCAUUACGAAUCGAAACACUCAGCAACUUAUCAUGGAGGCUAUGCAUGUCGACGGCUUCAAAAGUGAGCUCGCGCUCCCGUGGCCCAACUUCUGGAUGUUCACUCCGAACGACAAGGAUGGCAGCAUAUCAGAACCAUUUCUGGCUGUGCUAGGCACGGAGAACUUUGGCGGCAUAGCGUUCUUGUUGGCUCAGCAUCAAGCUGCUUGCGGAAGGAAAACGAUCAAAAGCAUACGGAUAUGGGGUGAUGGAGGAAAGUCGCCAGUGUUGCAUGGAAUGGUAGAUGUGCAAUGA